This is a messenger RNA of Saitoella complicata NRRL Y-17804, 600 nucleotides long. RefSeq lists its product as uncharacterized. NCBI's taxonomy places the organism in Eukaryota, Fungi, Ascomycota, Saitoellomycetes, Saitoellales, Saitoellaceae. The record is from RefSeq and is a predicted model, not a curated record. Bases 111 to 563 code for a protein of 150 amino acids. The transcript has a single exon.
AACGACAACUGCGCGACGCAAUUAUUCGUUAUCGACAGUCCAAAGAGGCUGAAUUGCCGUCUAGCCCACCGUCGAUCUCGGACCAUUUCAAUAGCUUAGAAAAUGCUGCUAUGGAACAACUGGACUUCGACGGAUGCUCGCCCUCUUCAGCUUCAUUGAUUUUUACGGCCUCGACACCAUCAACGCAGUCAUCCUCGCGCUCCGGAGCACCCAGACGAAUCACCAAUUGGGAACUUUAUUUGCAAACCAUGGGAACCCACGAUUCCGAGGAUGAAGAUUACCGGGUGCUUGGAAUCAUCGAAAACAAUCGAUAUAUCUCUGCACGCGAACCAUUGGCAAAGUCCCGACAUUUCAUUGAAGAGGUUCUCAACGGGUAUGAUGACGAAGGGUUCAAGACCUACUACCAAAUGAAUCGAGAAGAUUUUCAUUUUGUCCUCGGUUUCAUCGAGACCAACCCGGUGUUCUACAACAACAAUGCUUGUGAACAAGCAUCAGUAAGGUAUCAGCUGGCUUUAUCCUCUUUCGAUUCCGCGCCCAAGGUUCUACUAGUUCAUCAUUAUUAAAAACGGCUGACUUGUUUGGAAUCGGUAAGGGCACCCU